Molecule: messenger RNA, 1622 nt
Organism: Mytilus trossulus (common blue mussel)
Lineage: Eukaryota; Metazoa; Mollusca; Bivalvia; Mytilida; Mytilidae
Exons: 8
Coding region: 21-899 (292 amino acids)
Biological process (GO): tissue regeneration; cell adhesion
Cellular component (GO): membrane
Source: RefSeq, a predicted model, not a curated record
UGGUUAAAAAUAUGUUAUGAAUGAAUAGAUCGAAAAUGGCAAAUCAAAAUGAUUUUGAACUCGCAAACAUGGCCGAAUUGUCUGUUCAAGAUCACAUAGAAGAUGAGGAUGUCCGAGAAGAGGAUAGCAAUCAGUCACCAGGGGAUACACAUGGUUCAACCAAAUCACUCAAGUUUGAUGAUGAGGCUUUAGCUGAGACUACACAUGGAGAAAAAACACAAUCCUUAGCUUCGGAGUCUAAGGAAUCCACACAAUUAAACACACAGUCCGAUGAAGAUCAGCCUGCUGAAAUAAAAGAUAUGAUUCUUGGAGCAAAGGACAGCAUUCCGUCACCAGGGGCAUUAAAGGAUGAGUCAACCCAUUCACUCAAUAUGGAACCCGGGGUCAUGACUACGCAAAGAGCGACUGCCCAGUUACCCAAUACAGAGCGUAAGGCGAAGACGUGGUGUUGCGUUUUGGUGGGCACAAAAUGUAAACAAAUCCUUGAAGACGUGCCACUUUUGUUAGCAAAUGGUUCUCAAUUAAGAGCAGUUUUUGAGCUGGACGAUACAAACCGAUAUUAUAUUCAUCUACUCACGCUAGUUAGUCUAUCGUUAAUAUCAUACAUAUUGCUCGUGUUUUUCACUGUAAUUGGAUGGUAUUUACAAAAUGAACACACUAUAGCAUUGAAAUCAGGACAGAAAUAUAAAUUUAAAAAGGACAGGGUAAACAUGGUAAAGUAUUGCUGUUGUUGUACUAAAAAGUACCAUAAGGAUGAAUGCAACGAAAGCGAUCUGUGUCAAUGUCCAUAUUGCCAUGCUAAUUUGUACCUUAAUAGCACAUGUUAUAUUCUUGUCUUUAUGACAAUCUGUGCUAACAUUGGGAUUACAGGGAUUGGAAUUUCUGUGGACUGCAGUUAACAUAAGAAUAUAUGUUAUUUGUUAUGAGUUGGGAAAAGAACAAUUUACAUAUCAGUACAUAUUUCACUUUUCAGAAAACAAUGCUUAAAUUUACUAAAUAAAAACAAAGUUACCAAACACUUUAUCUUAAAUGUUUCAAUCAAAUUUUGUAAAUAAAUACAUAAAUCUACAUAAAUUUAAAAAAUCUUGUCUUUAAAUGAAGCUAUAUAAAAUAAGGUGACGAUAAAUCACCAGUUUUGUCAAUUGCAUUGAAUAAAAUGUAAUAAAUUUUCCGUACAAUGUUCAUUGAUAAACAUUGUAUUUCCUUCACUCUACCUACUGAACUGAUAUAUACUUAGUAGCUUUGUAGCUACCGACUGACUGAUCCCAACAAGAAUGCACUCAUAACAUGACUUUAUCUCCCAUAAUUAUUGAGGAAAAAGUGCAACUGACUGACGGCAUUUUCAAAUACAUCUGAGAAGAUGAUAAUCAAGCCUACAUUACAUUGAACAGUCCUUAAUCGGAUAAAAAAGAAAGAGAAUACAAAAAUCAUGGCAACAAAUGACAGUCAAGGAAGGUACAAAAAGAACAGUUGAGCUACAUUACGAAUUACGAAACAUUACGAAACUUACGAAUAACUGACACGAACCCUCCAAUACUACAAAAAUGUAAAGAAGAUUUGAAUUUCAAAUUUGCAAAUAACUAUAAUUGUUAGUUAAUCAACUUUUGUUUCACUUUUAUCUG